ACUGGCGCAGCCGGGGGGCGGCUCCGCUGGGCGGUGGCUCCGCUGGGCUGGCUUCCGGCAGUGGGGCCCCUCGUCCCGGGAGCGCCAUGGCGACCCUGCGCGCCUUGCUGCCACGCGUCCGCGCCCCGCUGCGCGCCUGGCCCGGCUGCCCCGCGCUGCGCUCCUUGGCCUCGAGCGCACACUUUGAGCACAUCGUCGUCGCAAAGAAGGGGAAGAGCAGCAAUGUGGGGCUGAUCCAGCUGAACCGCCCCAAAGCACUCAACGCCCUCUGCAAGGGCCUGAUCUUGGAGCUCAACCAGGCACUGCAGGCCUUCGAGGAGGACCCAGCCGUGGGCGCCAUCGUCCUCACAGGCGGGGAGAAGGCCUUUGCAGCUGGAGCCGACAUCAAGGAAAUGCAGAACCAGACCUUCCAGGACUGCUACUCCGGUGGGUUCUUGAGCCACUGGGACCACCUCUCCCGGGUCAGGAAGCCGGUCAUAGCUGCUGUCAAUGGCUACGCCCUUGGGGGCGGCUGUGAACUCGCUAUGAUGUGUGACAUCAUUUAUGCUGGAGAGAAGGCCCAGUUUGGGCAGCCGGAAAUCCUGCUGGGAACCAUCCCAGGUACAGGGGGCACCCAGCGGCUGACCCGCGCCGUGGGAAAGUCACUGACCAUGGAGAUGGUCCUUACUGGUGACCGGAUCUCAGCCCAGGAGGCGAAACAAGCAGGUCUUGUUAGCAAAAUUUUUCCUGUCGAGACUCUGGUCGAAGAAGCCAUCCAGUGUGCAGAAAAAAUUGCCAGCUACUCUAAGAUUGUCACAGCAAUGGCCAAGGAGUCAGUGAACGCAGCUUUUGAAACGUCAUUAGCAGAGGGACUUAAGUUAGAGAAGAAACUCUUCUAUUCAACGUUUGCCACUGAAGACCGGAAGGAAGGCAUGACCGCGUUCGUGGAGAAGAGGAAGGCCAACUUCAAAGACCAGUAGGAACUGGCUGCCUCUGCCUUCACACCCCCACUCACAGGAGGAGAAUGUAGCCUGUAGGUUUCAGAAGCAAAUAAAUCCUUCUCUUUUAAACACGG
This is a messenger RNA of Sus scrofa (pig), 1054 nucleotides long. RefSeq names its product enoyl-CoA hydratase, short chain 1 (gene ECHS1). Gene Ontology annotation, cellular component: mitochondrion. The record is from RefSeq and is marked provisional. Gene Ontology annotation, biological process: fatty acid beta-oxidation. NCBI's taxonomy places the organism in Eukaryota, Metazoa, Chordata, Mammalia, Artiodactyla, Suidae. Gene Ontology annotation, molecular function: catalytic activity.